Molecule: messenger RNA, 7237 nt
Organism: Odontomachus brunneus
Lineage: Eukaryota; Metazoa; Arthropoda; Insecta; Hymenoptera; Formicidae
Gene: Ino80
Product: chromatin-remodeling ATPase INO80
Exons: 27
Coding region: 16-5085 (1689 amino acids)
Biological process (GO): DNA repair
Cellular component (GO): Ino80 complex
Molecular function (GO): ATP-dependent chromatin remodeler activity; ATP hydrolysis activity; histone binding
Source: RefSeq, a predicted model, not a curated record
UAUCCGUUGGUGAAAAUGCGGAAAAUAUCUAAGUAUAAUAUGGUAAUGUCCGAUAGAGCAAACACAAUGAAGUUGGAAGCUGAAAUGGCUACACCGUUGCAUCUGCAAAGAUUAGAACGUAGCCUCAAUUUAGAACCUUUCUUGAGGCAAAUCAAUGAUCUUUUUCAAGAACAAGCUAGUGAAGAUGACAAGUCUGUCUCAUCAGAAUCUUCUGAUGGUUCAGAUGCUUACAUUGAAAAUGUACUCACUCGUAAAGAAGAAACAAGAAUCAAUAAACUAAGAGUAUACAACAUGUCAAGUGUGGGAGAAGAACGACGAUGGUUACAGGAUAUUCUAUUAAGUGAUUCUUCUGACAGUUCUGCAUCAGGUUCUGAUACAGAUAGCCCAAUCACAGAGGAAGAUUUUCAAGAGAUGUUGAAAGUUCAUAUAUUACGAAAGAAAUAUCAAGGCCGUUUCUAUCAAAAACCAGAAAAUAUACAAUAUCAAUAUUACAGUGCAGGUUUACUGUCAAAUUAUGAUAGAUUUUUAGAACAUCAAAAACUAAUUGUAGGAAAUAAAAAAAAGAAAGAGAAAAAACCUGACAAAAAAAUCAUGAAAAUUAAAAAGGAAAAAAUUAAUCGUCAUCGAACAUCUGAAGAAUAUCAUAAAGGAGAUUUUCCAGGAGGAGAAUGGGAUAAAUCAAUCCCUAGGGAGGAAGAAUUAGACGAGGCUGAAUUAGAGGCUAUAAUGCGUCAUCAGCCACGAGCUAGAGGGAGAAAGAAACAUAAUACUAAAAGUGCAGAAGUAAUGACGAUGAGAAGAAAAAAAAUAUGGGUUAUGAUGUCUAAGAAAGAAUUAGGCAAAGUACAACGGGCAAAAUCUAAUAAUCAUAAGGAAAUGCUAAUAAGUUGUAAAAAGGUAGCACAGCAUUGCAUGAAAUAUUGGAGACAAAAAGCUAUGCAGUCGCAGAAAAAUAUGAAGGAGACUAUUUGGAGGGCUAAACGUUUGACAAGAGAAAUGCAGUCUUACUGGAAACGUUAUGAUCGAGUCGAGCGGGAAACUAGGAAAAGAUUAGAAAAAGAAGCUGAGGAGCAACGUAAAAUGGAUGUAGAACUAAUUGAAGCAAAACGUCAGCAAAGGAAAUUGAACUUUCUAAUCACUCAAACAGAAUUGUACGCGCAUUUUAUGUCACGAAAACUAGGCAAAGCAUCACCCGAAGAACAGCUAAGAAUCCUGAAUCAACUAGACGAAGAAAAGAAUCCCAGGCUUAUUGGUAUCGACGAUUACGAUAGUGAGGUCAUGAAACUGAAAGCAAAGAGAAAUGCUACCGAAGCAUUUGAUAAUGAGAAAGCCAGGACUAAGCAAUUUGAUACAGUCACUACGUCUCAAGAAUUGCGUCUCAGCGACACACCUGACAAUUUGGAACACCCUCAACCCUCAAUUUUCAAAGGGAAUCUGAAAGGUUAUCAAUUGAAAGGAAUGAAUUGGUUGGCGAACUUGUAUGAUCAGGGUAUCAGUGGAAUAUUAGCUGACGAAAUGGGUCUGGGAAAAACUGUGCAAUCUAUAGCAUUUUUGUGUCAUGUUGCUGAAAGAUAUUCCGUUUGGGGACCAUUCUUAAUUAUAUCACCAGCUUCGACACUACAUAACUGGCAACAAGAAAUGGCAAGAUUUGUACCAGUAUUCAAGGUGGUUCCAUAUUGGGGUAACCCUCAAGAACGCAAAAUACUGAGACAGUUUUGGGACACUAAAGAUUUGCAUACAAAAGAAGCAUCUUUCCAUGUAGUGAUUACAAGUUAUCAGUUAAUAAUUACGGAUUAUAAGUACUUUAAUAGAAUAAAGUGGCAAUACAUGAUUUUGGAUGAAGCACAAGCUAUAAAAAGCACAAGCAGUAUGCGAUGGAAAUUGUUAUUGGGAUUCAGUUGCCGUAAUAGAUUAUUGCUUAGUGGUACUCCAAUACAAAAUAGUAUGGCAGAAUUAUGGGCAUUGUUACAUUUUAUUAUGCCGACUUUGUUUGAUUCGCAUGACGAAUUUAACGAAUGGUUCUCAAAAGAUAUUGAAAAUCACGCGGAAAAUAAAACGGGCAUAGAUGAGAAACACUUGUCAAGGCUGCAUAUGAUUCUUAAACCUUUUAUGUUACGAAGAAUAAAAAAGGACGUAGAAAAUGAACUAUCCGAUAAGAUUGAAGUAAUGGUGUAUUGUCCGCUUACAACGCGUCAAAAAUUGCUUUAUUCAGCGUUGAAAAAAAAAAUUAGGAUAGAGGAUUUACUGCAUUACACAGUAGGUGGAGGGGACACUGCAUCUAACGACAAAAAUUUUACUUCCAAUCUAAUGAAUCUAGUCAUGCAGUUCCGAAAGGUCUGUAAUCAUCCAGAACUCUUUGAACGUAGAGACGCUAAAUCGCCGUUCUUUAUGAACACUGAAUUAUAUAAUCUGCCCGUUUUGCUGUAUAACGAGGGACUUUUGCAUCUAGCAUUACCAUCCAAGGAUCAUUUGUUGUCUAAUAAGUUGUUUAUAUUCGCAGCUGAAUAUAUUCACCGUGCUAUUCAGUGCAAUGAAAAUUCAUACGAAAAUACUUUUUCAUUUAGUAGAUUUAUUAACUUAUCUCCGAUGGAAAUGAAUAAGAUUUUUAUCGCUGGAACUUUAUUUAGAUUAUACAUAAUAACGUUAAUGAAAAGAAGGUUAAAAAUGGUACAGUACUGGGAGAAUUGGAGCGUUGAUAACAGAUCGAGAAUACCCACGAAUCAAAUGUUUUACUUGCCUAGAAAAAUUGAGGCUUUAGCGUCGACGUCGCAAGAUUUACUGUUUACGAGAAAGAUAAUUGAGGGCGAGACUUUGUAUGUACACACCACCCAUACGAUACAUUCGAUGCCGGAAACUGUCGCUCACAGGAUACUGCGUAGCAGUAAAAAAUCUGCUAAUCAAUUGAUGAAAUUACAGAGAAUACUUCCUGUUGGCAAGGCAGAACAAGCGGAAGACUCAAAGUUAGCUUUGCUGCCUGAACAUCCGCAUCAUCCGCGACAACCUAUAAUGCGAUAUUGCCAAGAGACAAUGAUUCCCGCCUUUGUUUGCGAUAAGAAUCCCAAGGUUCAAGCUAGUCCGCGUAAAUUAUAUGUUAGUAGUAGUUCCGCGGCAUGUGCUUGGAAAAGGCAUGAAGAAUGUGGCGGAUUAUUUGGUCAAAAAUUACUUUGGUUCGGCUGUGAACGAGCACUUUCUUCAACAGAAAAAAAUCCGAGUAUGCGCAUCGGUCAAACAACGUCAACGUUUUGCUAUCAGCCGCCGGGAGGAUUGUCCGCGUGUGCUCCUGUUAAUGGAUGGUCAAAUAUCAUUGUGCCAGAUAAGCAAACAUUAGUAACGGACGCCGGCAAGUUAUCCGUACUAGACAGCCUCUUGCGACGCCUGAAAGAGCAAGGACACAGAGUGCUCAUUUACUCUCAAAUGACGAAAAUGAUCGAUUUACUUGAGGAGUACAUGUAUCACAGGAAACAUACUUUCAUGAGAUUGGAUGGUUCGUCAAAAAUAUCGGAUCGCCGGGACAUGGUAGCGGAUUUUCAGAAAAGAGCGGACAUAUUCGUCUUUCUGCUCAGCACUAGAGCUGGCGGCCUGGGAAUAAACCUCACCGCAGCAGACACGGUCAUAUUUUACGACAGCGAUUGGAACCCCACGGUAGAUCAACAAGCUAUGGAUCGUGCCCACAGGCUGGGGCAGACAAAGCAAGUCACGGUCUACCGAUUAAUAUGCAAAGGAACUAUCGAAGAGCGAAUUCUGCAGAGGGCACGCGAGAAGAGCGAGAUCCAACGCAUGGUUAUAAGCGGCGGGAAUUUCAAGCCCGAUACUCUGAAACCCAAGGAAGUGGUCUCGCUUCUAUUGGACGAUGAAGAAAUCGAAGCUAAAUACAGCCAACGAAGCGAGGAGAGAAAGCAGCAACGAGCGGAGGAGGUUCGCCUUGAGUCGAACCUACAGCACAAGGAGAAGGACCGGAAGAGGAAGUUAACCGCGCUUCCGGUCAAGAACGACGCGAAGAAGCAAUGCCUCGCCGACGCUAAUGGCGACAAAAACAACGAUGCCGUUCAAAUUAAUGUUAAUGAACCUAAACCGGCCGUCAAUCCGAUUCAGUCACAGCACCAGAACAAUCACCAUCAGCAGCAACAGUUAGAAAGUGCGGAUAAUUACAGCACGCCGACCAGCCCGGCCAAGUCAGAGGACGAAACAAGCAAUGAGGGUCUGGUGGUGGACGUAGACGGCCCGGUGGCAGCUUCCGGUGGCGAGGCCCGCCAAGCUCGAGGCAAUCCUCAGUUUGGCGAACCGUCCAAGGUCGCUCGACUCGGUCACCACUUUGCUUUCGGCGUGAAUGCCGGCGCGCGUAUGCGACAAUCUGUGCGUGGUGCCAGCAAACGUGGUAGACCAAGAGGUUCCCGUAGAGGAGGCCCGAUCGGCGGUAAAGGCAGAGGUCUGCAUCUUCCGCAUCCAUCGUCCAAGUCUGGCAACGCAGUAGACAGUCAAUCUCCACCUUCCUUGUCGCCAACCGGUGGUGGCAAUGGUGCUGGUUCCUCCAGCGAACAGACGGUGCAGCAGGGAGCGCACACGAUCACCGGCCCGGCCGACGGCGACGGUCCCAGCACGGUAGGUCCAUUAGGUCCACUGAGUACUCUGACCCCUUUAUCUGGACGCGGCAACAUGGCGGGGAUUCGUAGGGGCCCGGGAAGACCGAGACUACGACCGACUGGACCUGGACACCAAGGCUAUCGGACAAGUAGCGGGCAUCACCAUCACGGUAAGAAACUCCAGCGAUUGUUGCCGGUGCCGAUCAAGUCUCACCAGACGCUCGCCAGCGCCGGCAAUCAGCAUAAGACAACAGCUUCGCCCUCGCCACUGCAGCAGAAGCAGAAGCAAAAGCAACAACAGCAGCAGCAGCAACGUCCCAACGUCUCGUCAUCGUCUUCGUCGUCGUCCUCGUCAUCGUCGUCGUUAUCCUCGUCGGUCACCGUCACCACCGCGAACUCAACGCAGCUGUUGACUUCGUCGUUGGGGCCGUCGGUGUCGUCCUCGAGCGACUCACGACCCUUCGGCUUCUACACGCAGCAACAGCCGCCGCGAGGACCGUCGUAGUCGCGCGAAGCGCGAGGUCGGUCACCCCCCAAUACGACGACGCGACAAUAUGGGCGUCCCGCGACGUCGCAGCGUCGACCAAGUCCCCUCCAUCCGAGGCGUUUCUUUUCCGUUUCUUCUUCCCGGCCCGCGCGAUAAUCAAUGCACGACUAGUGCCGCGGAUCGGCAGCACUAUGUGCGAGGACAUAGUAUCCUUUGCGAAGGAAGAAUCCUGUGCGCUCAUCGAUGUUCCGAUGGACUCGAUUUAGGUGUCGAUGACGACGUUUGGCAGAAUGGCGUCGCUUGUGAAGCGAUCGCGUCGAGCUGCUCGAGGACCCGGGAACUCGUCGUGGAACUAUUUGGCGAUUGGUGUCGGAAACGCGAGUUUCAGACUAAUGGAAAGUUGCCGAUCGCGAUUUCACGCAUCGCCGACUUUCCGGAUGUCAUGAAUCUCUUCCGCGGUCAAUCAGUCGUCGCCACGCGACAAAACAUACGGUUUCCCCCGGUCUCGACGUGAGACAACGCUGUGAAUUGGUUCUCAUUAGAACCAAGUUUCUCUCGGUUGACAACUUUUACACCGAGAGUGAAGUCCGGCGGAUAUAAUGAUUCAAUCAAAGAUUAACAAACAGAUAUACUUUCGAAUUAAGCUUUCCGAUCAAUUUUUGAAUCUUUGAAUAUAUUGUUUGAAAUAUCUGUUCGUUAAUGCCUGAACUUUCCUUGCAGUGCGAAAUUUCUUGAAAUGAAAUCUCACUCAGAACGACCAAAAGUCACUCGACAGUGGGAAUUAACUUACUUUAACUUACGAGUUAAACUCCAAUUAAGUAAGUUGUGGAACCAGACUUUUCAAUUUCGAGUAGAAAUGAACACCCAACGACACAGAAUUCACACUGCGAGUGCGAAAUAAUUCCAUUGACUCGUCCGUCACUCUGCUCUUCAAGUGAGUUUCACUCCGAGAGAUUUAAAGUCUGUUCUUUUUAGCUCAACUGUCUGAACUGAUCCAAUAAGUUAGAAUGAGGCAAAUAUAUUUCGCUUCACUCUAACAUAUUGCACUAGUUGAGGCGGUUUAGCUAAAAAAAGACAUUUAGAGAACGUGGAAAAGUUUUAUUAUGAGUAGUCGCGAGACGUGAUAAUUUCUUCAAUGUAAGGAAAACGGGGAAUGUUUUCGGACAGCUUUGCAAUGGAUCCUCCGAUCGGUACACACACUCUUACGUAGCUUUCAAUCGGGAUGCAAAAGUGCACUCUCGGGUCGCCACCGAUUGCUCUCUAAGCGCUUCGAACGUUCUGUCAGACGUGGUCGCCAUGUAUUCGUUGUGUCGUAAAUCUGACUUUCGUCGAGUAGUAGACGUUUUUUAUCAUUCAUCUCUCAUCUAGCCCUCCUCCGCUCUAGUGAUAAUUGCAAUGUGAAAGAAAGUGAGCGUUGACAAUAUUUAGCUACUCGCACGUUCACGGCGAUAUACAAGUGUAUUUAUUUCGUUUAUUUAUGACGUGCAGGAGCAGAAAUGUGGGAGAAGGUCCAGGUUAAACGUCAGAAAGUACGAUCGACGUCAUUUAUAUUCACCAGGUACUUAAUUAGUCCCCGCAAUCGCCACUACGGACCUUUCCUUAUCCUUCUUUCAUCAAUCCUCUUGGUUCUUCACGGUGUAAUUUCAAACAUUUCGACUCGAGUUCGAUUAAUUGGACACACGUGGUCGAGAUUCCCUCAUUGGAUCGCCGCGAUCAUUUGUUGCGAGAAGCAGGCGAAUCGUAUUCACCAGUAUAUUGAUAAAUCGAUCGCGAUUCCGUAUGUGGCACGCAGAUGUACAUGAUACAUAGAUAUAGCUCUUGAUUUUAUUCUUAUUGUACGAUUAGCUAAUCGAUUUACAUUAAUCAAUCGAUCGUUUCGACGUCGUCACGCGAACGGCGACCGCCGGAUGGCGAAUUCGUCGACGAGCAGGCUAACGCGAAAGAGGAGGGAAAGUAUCUUACAUCUUCUCCCUGUCCCCCUUCCCCUUCUGCCAUCACUCGCUCUCACGGCGUCAUUGUACAUUGUCACUAAUGAUAGCAUUAUUCCGUUACUAGACUUGGCUAGCCGAUAUUUUUUAAGUAUAUUACGAAACGUCGUUAGGCCAAUUCAAUUUGUAAAAGAAUAGUAUUUAUAUUAGCAAUAAACACACAGGCGGAAAUUCAACCUCUA